Messenger RNA from Kluyveromyces lactis, 1002 nucleotides. It is a transcript of the gene RBK1, whose product is annotated as putative ribokinase. The transcript has a single exon. Lineage: Eukaryota; Fungi; Ascomycota; Saccharomycetes; Saccharomycetales; Saccharomycetaceae. Gene Ontology annotation, biological process: D-ribose metabolic process. Bases 1 to 1002 code for a protein of 333 amino acids. The record is from RefSeq and is a predicted model, not a curated record. Gene Ontology annotation, molecular function: ribokinase activity.
AUGGGCAUAGUUGUCGUGGGAUCGUUAAAUUUUGAUUUGGUCACGUAUACGGAGCGUGUUCCGGUAGCAGGAGAGACCUUCGUUGCGGAUUCGUUUGAAACACAUGCUGGUGGUAAGGGGUUGAAUCAAUGCAUUUCGCUCGCGAAAUUAACCAAACCAUCUGAUGACCAGACAAGCAACAUUAGGAUGGUUGGCCACGUAGGUUCUGAUUCAUUUGGAAAUCAACUACUAUCAAAAUUGCAGUAUCAUAACAUCAAUACAGAAUAUGUUGAAGAGGUUGAUGACGAGUCAACUGGUGUUGCAGUAAUUAUAGUGGAAAAAGCUAAGGGACAAAAUAGAAUCAUGAUUACAGCAGGAGCGAACAGUAAGACUAUGUAUUCUGAUAAGCAGCUUGAAGUGAUGUUUCAAAAUAACGCCAAAGAAUUCAUUGUGUUUCAACAUGAAAUUCCUGAUCCUCCUUCCAUCAUGAAUUGGAUAAAGGCAAAUAGACCAAACUUUGAGGUAGUAUUCAACCCUUCUCCAUUUCAUGCAUUAAAAGUAGAAGACUGGAAAUCUGUUGAUAUUUUAAUUGUUAAUGAAAUUGAAGCCAUUCAAAUUGGCGAAUCACUGUAUGGUGAAGCCGUGGUUGAGAACUACAAAUCGAGAAUUGCGGAGAGCUUCAAGCUGGGAUACCUAGAAUUAGCGCAGUAUUAUCAGAGUAAUUUGAUAAACACAUCAAAUUCCUCGGUUGUUAUUAUAACUUUGGGAGAAUUCGGUGCAGUUUUUACCUCUAAGCAAAACGUUAAAGGAGGUCACGUUCCUUCAAUAGCGGUUGAGAAAGUUGUUGAUACUACUGCGGCUGGUGAUACCUUCCUUGGAGCGGUAGUAUCUCAAUUAUAUCAAAAACGCGAUCUAGAGAAAGCUAUACAGUUUGCAACUGUAGCUAGUUCCAUAACCAUUACGAGAAAAGGUGCAGCGGAAACAAUUCCGCUAUACGAUGAGGUUAUUAAUAAAAUAGAGUGA